This is a messenger RNA of Paramuricea clavata, 10649 nucleotides long. The record is from the annotation of a GenBank genome assembly. NCBI's taxonomy places the organism in Eukaryota, Metazoa, Cnidaria, Anthozoa, Malacalcyonacea, Plexauridae.
AUCAUUUAUGGCACAGAAUUUAGACAUGAUUUAUGGCAUGAAAUGGCUCAAUUGUAUAAGAUAUUUAUGCAGAUGCUCGUAAACAAUGUUGUUAUGAAAUGUGGUUGAAUGAUGAAAGGAUAAUAUCUCAAAUUUUGUAUGUUCAAGAAUUGUUAGAAAACUGGAAAGGGUGAGUAUUUACAAUUAUUGUUAAUACCUGUUCCACAUUUAAUACGCUGUUCCGAGCUUUAAAAAACUCAGCUGCUUGUACUUCUGAUCUUUUAUUCAACUUUUGAAUCAUUCUUAUGUAUAUUGACAAUUGCAUGAAAAUGUAUAUGUGAGAUCACAGUUGAAAUACAAACAAUUCACCUCCGAAUACAUAUAUUUUAUAAAGAUUACUUUGAAAUAUUGCCUUAUUUUAGUAACACUGGCACCAUAUAUAAAUAUAGUCUAUACACAAAUGAAAAAUAUAAAUUAUAAGGAGUCGUCUGAAUGGUUAAUUUUAUGGAAAUCAAAACUCACAUAUUGUCCUAAUAUUUAAUUAUAACAUAAUUCACUUUGAAUUACUGUACAUGUCAUAUUUAUAUAUCAUAAUAUACUGAAAUCAACUAUUUACAAUUGCUUUCACUAUUAGGCCUCAUCAAUGAGUGAGACUAUAAACAACUGCAGUUACAAUAUUUUACAAUGUAUACAAUCAACCAGAAUGUUACAGUUAUACAAUUCUAACUGUUCACAAUAACAUUGUAUUUCUCUCUUUUUCAGUAAUCAUGUCAUUCUUACUCAUUUCAUGACUCAUGUGGCAUGUUUGUAUUGCAUGAGCAAACAUUUAUAACACUGAUACAAGUGUGUCCAUGUGGGAAAACUAUCUUGUUUUGCUGGGUUCAAUUCCUAGUGCACACUGAAUGUAUAAUGCUACAAUUUUUACAGACGAUUAUUUAAAGUUUUAGUGAUAUUAUAUUAUACGUCAUUAAAUCUGUUAAUUUACUGCAGCUGGUACUGCACUGCUACACUGUGUUUAGUACAUGUAGUAUUAUCGUAAACAGUCAUACAAGACUUACUUUUAAUAUUUUACACAUAUUUAUAAUUUGGAUGCAAUUAACCUAUUAAGUGCCAGUGCUCUCCAUUUGACGAAUAAACUUGUUUGGCAUCACACAGAGUAAAAUAAUAAAGUAUAGCUCAUCGGUGGGUUAACUAGACACAUAGCUCUCUCCUCUUCCAAGGAUUCUAUUGGCUAUGAUUACGAUUAGUUUUGAGAUACAUUUCACUGCACUUUAUACCUGUAUGAGUGAAUGAGUGCAGUUAACCUAUUACAGUAGAUGCCAGCACUCUCGUUGAUAAGUAAAAUCAUCUGGCAUUAGAGUAAAGUAGUAUGUCAAUAUAAUUAGUAGGGCACAUUAAGGGCACAAUGGAACUCAAUGGGUUAAGCAUUACAAACAUCACUGAUAAUUUUAAAAAAUGCUUGUGCAUGUGUGAUGUCCCACAUUUCAAAUUCAGCAAACAAUUCUUCAGCUGAAUUGAUCUUGUCACAUUUUGAAACAAUUAAGUCUAUAAGUUCUAUUGUUAACCCAGUACUGAUGUCAAUUCCUCCAAAGUUUGCACCAGAUUUGCCAGCUUCAAUUCUGUAUUUCUUCAGUAAUGCCUGUAUACGUACUCGCUGCUCAUCUGUAACAAGGCGAACAGGCUGGGGCUCAGGUUCUUCGCAUAGUUUUCUAUCAGUUUGGAUUUGUAACUCCUUAUUUGUUGCACAAGUUAAGCAUUUGCAAACCUUAAAGCAGUUACUGCAACAAAUGUGCCUUUCGUAUUUCAAUUUGAUUUCACUUCCACAUGAUGCAGAUCCCAGAAAAACCAGAAGUUCCUUUCUCAAACAAUUGGUUUCUUGUAAGCAGAAAUUUCGCAUUUCAGUUGUCAUCCCUGGUUUGUUAGUGGAAAUAUCUUGGCCAUUGAAGAAAAGAGAGGCUCUUGCUGGUUUAUUAUCUCGUCCAGUUCUGCCAAUUUCUUGGUAAUAAGAUUCCAUAGUCCUUGGCACUCCAAUAUGUAUGACAUGUCUGACGUUAGGAAUGUUAACACCGAUUCCAAUAGCAAUUGUCGCAAACAAGACACGAAUAGUUCGAUCUUCAUCGUUUCCCAUUAGCUGUUUCAUAAUCUCUUUCUUCAUGCUGUCAGUCUGUGGUGAGUGAUAUUGCGCAAACAAACAAUUCUCCGGGCUUUUUUCCGUUUUCUCAGAUGAUAGAAAAUAGCUUGCCUCCCCAAGUUCGUCCAUGAACAGUUUAAAUGCGUAUCCACACCACCUUAAUGGGAGGUAUAUUAGAGUGAGAGGGUAUGCUGUUAGGCUUUUUUUCAAUUCUUUCGCAAUUGGAAGAAGUAUUGCUUUAUAGCUUUCUUCUCCUGUAGACGAUGGUUUUCGUUUCUCUUUGUGAAAAUGAAUGUUUGGGCGAUCCAAGUUCCCUACUACCACGAGUGGUUUGUCGAGAAGGAGAGAAUUCGUUAAGGAUUCUCUUACGUGUUUUGGAGCAGUUGCAGUGAGUACUAAAAAUGGAGCGGAAGGGAAAAUAGAACCUAAUUGCGACAGAUUGCCAAAAUCAGGUCGAAAAUCAAAACCCCAUUCUUCAAUAAGAUGCCCUUCGUCAACAACACAAGCAACAACACGCAUUUGUAGUGCUUCUGAAAGUAGUAUUUGUCUACCUUCCCUGCAAGAAAUAAAUGCCUCAGGAUGAGCAUAAAUUAGUUUAAACUUUCCGUCCGUGAUAUUCUUCUCCGUAUUAUUAUCAAGAGACAAUAUAUUCAAUUCUCUCUCCUCUUCUGGCAUGUCCAUGUAUUCUUCUGCGUCGUCUUCAUCUUCAUAUGCAGUGGCUAUGUUAUGUUUCUUGACUGUAUUUAAAACUACCGCUUCGAUUCCAUGGCGCUUUAGAAUUGUUAGUUGAUUUUGAAUCAAUGCAUUCAGCGGUGUGAUAACCAAAACGAUAGAUCCGUUCUUCACAUUCGUACUAUUAAUGUUACGGUGGUCAAAUAUAAAUGGAAGUAGAUGAAAGAGGACAGAUUUUCCAUAACCAGUUGGAAGGACGCCAAUUGUGUCCCUUCCUAAGAAUAACGACUCUAGUACUUUGUAUUGUUUCACUUUUAGAAAGAAAUUUUGAUAAUUUGAGACAUCCAAAGCGUACCGAACAGCGUUCAUAAAAUUUUGUAGAGAGUACAUGUUCUUAUUAGUGAGUUUGCUUAUCAAACAAUAUAAACGACAGGUUAAAGAUGCGAACGCGGGAAAAUUUAUUUUAAAUUAGUUAGUGUUGUUAUAAUUGUGAGUUACAUGUCAGGGGAAACCAUUAAUUAUUUACUAGAGUAAACUCUUGCGAAAUGGCGGGAAAAUCAUAAAAGUAUGUCAUCGAACGAAAGAACACCUCGCAAGAAGCAUUACUCGGGAAAUAAAAACAUUUGUUGCCUUUGUGGAAACGAUAAACAUAUUGGAAAGUUUACAGACGUGUGUAGCAACGUUGGUAAAGGAAAACGGCUACCAGAAAUAAUUCAGGAUGUCUUGGGUUUAGAAUUCGAGGACAUUGAGGAACAGCCAACUAAAGUCUGUCGAAGUUGUCAAAUCAAACUCGACGGGUUCUCCAAAUUCAAAUCAUCUGCUUUAACCAUGCGAAAAACCAUUCUUGGCCAGGUGACGUCGAAGAGAUGUCUUGUGUUCUCUCUUUCCGAGUCUGGUCCGAAUCCGAAAGCCACUUGCACUGCCACAUCCGACAUACAUCCUCAUGUAGGGUCUGAAACGAAUGCUGAUCCAGUAACUAAUAAAGUAUGUAGUUUGUGACUCUAAUAAUAUUGACAAUUACAGAUACGUAAUUGAACAGAUAUGAACACUAUUCUCUAUAGAUAGUUGUUCGAUGUUGACCUGCCUUGUUUUGUUUUGUUUUAUACUGAGCCAUGCAUGAAAGUGUAAUAAAAUGUAUAAUUUAUCUAGCUCAAAUUAUAAAUAAAACCACUUCACACUAUUGAAAAUGACAUCAUUCUUACCAUUCAUUAUAGCCACCUGGAAAAUGUUUGAGUGACCAAGAUGUAGUUAGCCUCUCUGAAUCUAUAGAAUAUGGCUCAUCUUUGGUGAUUGCAAACACGGUUGGUGGCAUUAAUGCAAUCAGACAGCAGUUUAUUAAUAAACUAUUAAACGAAAUCAAGCAACAAUGUAAAAAAUUAUGCGCAAGAUCAUCGCCAUCCGUACUUAGGAAAAACGGCUUUUCUGGUAUGACAGAAUUUGACUGGCCGAACUUAAUAUCAGAGAUGACAACUAAUUGUCCAUUACUGCUUGAUGUUAUACUGGCUGCUAUGAAUCAUGAACCGACUGAACCAAUCGAAAAUAUCGCUCCAAGAAUUGGCAUGUGCUAUGCUAUCAUUAUGCAAACCAGAAAUCACGAGCUAAGCUUGGUACAGCGAAUAAAUACGAUCCUAUUGGCCGAAGGAAAUGCCAGGAAGAAGGUUAUUAUUCUAUAAUAUUCAUUCUAUUUAUCAGUGCAGGUUACUCGCCUUUUCUAUAUUACUCGCCUUCAGCCUAUACCAGAACACGCUAUUGGGUCUGCAUGGAGACUGAUUUGUCAUGUGGACAGACUUGCUUGACAUGCUUGACGUUCCCCCUUCUGAUCAAUAUAUGUUUCAAAAAGAUAAAAUGACAUUCGUUCUGCAGAGAAGUCAAAUACGUAAUGACAUUUGCAAUUGCACCACUUAUUCUUUGAUCACCCACUACAGUCCAUUCCCAAUUUCUUCAUCUCUAAGACUAAGUAUAAUUUCUAAUAUUCAUCCAUAAUUUAAGUUACAUGAAACUGACGUUCUAUUUUUUUAAAGCUUUUCAGGCAAUGCCAGAAAAUGGGCUUCUCAUUAUCUCAUCAGAGCAAAACCAAUCUAUUGGACAUCGUAGGCCAUCACUUUGCCGAUACUUUGAUAGAAGAAAUCAAAGAUGGUAAAAAAUUACAGGGCAUUGGUGACAACUGGGAUCUGCGAAUAAAUGUUCAUGAGAUGCAGUUGGGCAAUCAAAAUAUUGAUUUGCAUUAUUUUGCAUCAUGCUUGAUUGUCGAAAGAGUUCCGUGCAAAGACCUCUCGGCUAUUGCGCCACAAAAGGACGUGCUAAGUCUUCCUAACUCAGCAUUUCUUUUGAACAAUAGUGAAUCAAUUGAGCUACGAGAAAAUUUCAAGGUAUUAGUUGGACGAGUUCUGGUAGAAAAUGUCACACAUCUGUCCUUUAUGAAGAGUAUUAUCCCGACGCACAUUCCACAUGAUUACGAGCGAGAAACAGCCUUGAAAUCCACCAUUGUUCCGUUGUCUAUGCAAUUAAAAGACGAGAAGAAAUACGACGACGUUGUAGACAUUCUCGACUAUUAUGAGCAAGAACUGGAAAACAUUUACGCUAAAGCAGGUGUCAUUCAGAAGCCAGCAGAAACCAAAGAAGGGCAAAAACCCACAUCAAUUGAAGGGCUAACUUCAGCAGCUGACCAACCAGGAGCCCAUUGUAACAAGAAGGACGACAAUGAUCACAUGAAAGCCAUCGCAGUCCCAUUUGGUGGCGAUCAGAUGACCAGAGUCAGGUUUGCUGGUGCAAAAGAUUUGCGAUCAGGAGCUCACACUGCAAAAGAACGACUCGACCACUGCAGUCCAUUUUUCUCGGCACCAUUUCACACGAAAAUGGCAUUUGUACAGGUACAAUACAAAUCAUAGUUUGUGUUAAAUACGGUUGCAAAUCAAAUCACAAGGUCCAUCAUGUUAUUUAAUUUGUUCAGAAUACGAAAAGGAUUCGUGCAGGGAAAAAAAUAAAUAACUCAUGCAUGUACUAUAGAGGGAGUAUGAAAAAAGUGGACAAUUUUCAAACGGCUCUCCACUUCACAAAUCGGUUCAUUUCUUAAAAUGUUUGAUACAUUUGUUUGGGUAUUAAAUUAUAAUGUAUAGAACAAACAAAAAAAGAUCGUAAAGAUAAAUAUUACAGAUCGGAGGGGUUAUGCAGUGUGACCAAAAUGUUCUUCAAAUUUUACUAAAGUAGACAAAGUACGCACAAAACGGUAUCUCUAGGUAUCUAGCUGAUACGGUAUCUAGCUGAUGAGGUUUUAUUUUUUAGGCUUGGCAGUUAUGUACAUCACUUCGAGCACGUUAUUAAACAAGAAACACACAUUUUUAUCAAAAUGAUUAUAAUAAUUAAAAAAAACAACUUCAAAUUUUCUUGAAAGUUCAAGAAAUUUUACUAAAACCAGGGACGGAUCCAGGGUUUUUGAUGACCGGUUUACUAGGUUCACCCAACUAAUAGGGGGUCCCGGUGCAUGCCCCCCUGACUAACACGCAGCUCAAACGAACUAAAAACCAAACUGCAAGAAAAGAGCGUGAAAGCUUCGCAAUCAUUAACUGAUUCUCAAUCGCCAAAGCAAUCGUCAGUUGGUCUAAAUACUCUCGGUAGUCCAUAAUCAAAUUUCAAUAGUAGAUUAGACAACAUCAAUUUUAUGAAAUUGGAAGGUUAUAGAUUUUCUUUCUUUGGAGAAUCUGUCAGGGUUAUGUAAACCUGCCCUGUCAAACCUGUCUGAAUCCGCCCCUGAAAACUGUGCAAGUAAAACUUUCUACCAAUUCUGGUUAUGUUUUAGCAGUAUUAAAAAUAGAUUGCACAUGAAAUUUAAAAGUUUAAAAUGCAUUUUGAAUUCAAGGGCCAAAUAUCAGAAAGUUUACUAAAUUUUAAGUCCUUUAAUUAAAUUAAUGAUUAAGCAUGCUAAAGGCUGAUACUUUAGAGAAUUAUAUUUUGCGUGAAGAGUUUAAUGGCUUAAACUAAAGCAACAUAUUGUACUAUAGUUAAAAUCCGCACAAAUUUCCCAGCCAUAAACUCAAAUACAGUUAAAGCUUUUAAAUUUCAUGCGCAAAACCAUUUUUAGUUUAUGGGAACAGAACCCCCCCCCCCCCCAAUUGUUUACAAAAUUGGUUUUCGAGAAACUUUAAUAUUUCUUUAUUAUACAUUGUAAGUACCAAAGGAAUUCUAUAUAUAUCAAACACCUUAUACCAGGAGCUGCUAUAUAUAAAACGAAAAACUAUAUAUAUAUAUACAUAUAUAUAUAUAUAUAUAUAUAUAUAUAUAUAUAUAUAUAUAUAUAUAUAUAUAUAUAUAUAUAUAUAUAUAUAUAUAUUAUAUAUUAAAAAUUUUUUAAACUAUUUUUAGUUCAUCUACAGUUCACUGCAUAAAGCCGGGUCUGUACGAGAAGUUGGCACCCUGAAAUUCUUCCGCGAGAAAUAUAACCGCAGGAAUGUGACACCAGAAAAAGUAACCAAAUCAUACGAGGGGUCAGAGCAGUUUCUUCUGAGUGUUGGGAAAGCCUACCUCUUAGAAGCGGCAACGUCAUUUUGGGGAAUAGAAAAGCUCGACGAUCAGCCAACAGAGUAUGUACCACCAGCUGGAAUUGCUCACAUGACUAAGGAAAAGAAAAAAGAAUACUUCAAUUUGGUUAUUGGGAAAUUUGUGGAUGAGUAUAUCAUACCAGAUCCUGAGAGAGAAAAUGAACUUCAAAUAAACAGUACCAAAGAAGGCUCAUUUGAAGCAGACAGAGUGAGGUGGAUGUAACACAAAAUAUUUAUUCCAUGCAUACAUGUUUGCAAUCAACAUAAAUAAUCUAAACUUGUGGAAAAUUUUUAUAAAUAAAUACAAGUCAAAAAACAAUAUACCUAAUAACGGUACUAUUUUCACCGUUUCCCUAUCUUUGUAGGCAUCCAAUGUCAGAGUAAAUACCCCCCUACCCCCACCUUAUAAUAGGAAAUGAUGGUGUCAAUUAAGCAUUACUGAUUACAAUGCGAUAUAUUGUUUUGUGUUUGACAGAUUCUAUGGAUUGAAUAUGAUAGAACUAUUUGUGUUCCUAAUGCAAUUGAUUGACACAACCAAAGAAGGUAACAAUUAUAUUAUUAACCCUUUUAGUGGCAACGCAAUCUGAUACACCCUACUUUAGUAAUUUACUCCGUCUAACGAUUUUACUAUGAAACCAUGUGCAGACAAAUAUAUGAAAACCUAGACGUAUCUAAUGUAAUGCAUACAGUGGGAAAAACUACAGUACUGUAACUGAUUACUGGAAUCAUCACCAUCAAGAAUACUGAUGUACAGGUUUAAUAGUAAAACACAAAUGUAACUAAAAGAUAAUGACAGAGUCUAUUAAACAAUUAUUUACAACGCUAAUAAAUAUUUUAUACACUGAUCAUAGUACAUUAAUGAUGGAAAGUUCUUAUGUAAUACCCAUUUUACUUUGAAUGUACAACCAGCAUGUUAUAUAUUCCUAAUACACUACAUCGUACAUAUUUUUAGGUGAUGGCAGAAGGAAUAACAUUAAUAAAAAGCGACUCUUACAGUAUUUCAAAUCAUCAAGUUCUUGCCAGAACUACUCAGUUGAGAUGUUCACAAGUAUCGCCCAGGUUGAAGCUAUGUUGUCCGAAGAAAUGGCCCACAGACUGACAUGGGGACAGUUCGUAAAUUGGAAUGGAGGUCAAGGCAGGAACAUAGCUUGCGAUAUGGCCCAGGAAAUCUGUAACAGGGUAAGCAAAGAUGUUGUGAAAGGAAUGGGUGCAAACAAGACCACCAAAGCGAUGGUGAGGGCAUCGAGGGCUGCAGCCGGUGUCAAACAAGUUGUGCAGGCAAUGGAGAAGGCAUCAGAUAUUAAAAAAAAUUCCAACAAGCACAGCCACAAGAAGUCAGAUGAAGAUGAGUUGCUGAUGUUUCAAGAUCUCAGAAAGCUAAGACCUUUUGCCAUUAUAUCCGGUCGACAUCACAACCAUUUCCAUGAUAUUGCUCUUUCACCAACCAGUACCAUUGACAUGAGCAAUUUCUUUAAAUGGCUACAAAAGCACAAGAGACAAAUCUCAAUGGGAUUUAAAAAGUAAUUGCAGUAAAACACCGCAUAUAAAAACCUAUAACUUAAGAAGAACCUAUUAGGCUAAAAUAUUUUAUUUAGACCCCCUUUAGAUUAUUUAUAUCAAAUAGAGUCAAAAUUAAGUAACAAUUUACAAUCUGUGUACCUUUAAGUGCAUAAUUAUACAGAGUUGGCAUAGUGCAUUAUAAUGUCAUUUUUUUGCAAUUCAAUUGUGCAUUUUUUGUAUAAAUCAAAAACUAUACAUAAAUAAAAUGAGUCGCCUUUCUCUUAAAAGCAUGUUUUUAGCCUAAUAUCCCACUAAGUUUUAGUAUAUUGAACUUGACGGUUGUUGAUCAUUUUUGCUAUGGCAUAUACUGUUUAUUUUAACCCACCAAGCUGCAGAGCAUCCCCAUUGACGAGUAAAAUCAUCUGGCGUUAGACAAGUAAAAAAAGGUGGGGCGCACUGGAGUGCCUUGCGGCUCAUUAUGGGUUAGCUCUAAAUGGCAAGACUAUCCCCUUUAAGAAUAAAAUUGUCUGGCGUUAGACAUGGUAAAAUGUUAAAGUUGCAUGGGUACACUGCUUGUCAAAAAACGUUAAUUUUAACAAGAAAUGGCAGAUAGAUUAAGUUAAAUCAUUAACUAUUGAGUGGCAGCAAUCUCCACCUUGAUACAUAAAGUAGUAUGGUAUUAGACAGAGUAAAAUAAUAAUUAAAGCAGGGCACAUAUAAUAAAGUAGGGCCCUGUGCUACUUUUAAAAAUUAUUAACAGGGUGCAUAAGCAGAUGGUCUGCUUAACCCAAUGAGUGGAAGCAUUCUCCCCCUGAAGAGUAAAAUCAUCUGGUGUUAGACAAAUAGAGAAUAAUACAUGGGUUUGCAGAAAUACAAUAAUUAUGAGAAAUAAAUCUGGUAUUUCUAAGCACCCAUGUAUUUUUCUGUUUAUUAUAUAUAAUAGACGGUACAGAAAAGUGAUAAUUGAAAAGUGAUCAUUUUCACAUGUGAAAUAAUCAUAAAUAAUCUCACAUGUAGACAGAUUAAAAUAAUAAAGUAGGGCACAUUGACACUUAAACGGUUAAGCACUUCAGUAAGACUUUCCACUUGACCAGUAAAAUCACUUAUAUAGGUAUUAGACAAAAAGUAAAAGAAUAAAGUUACAUGUAGGUGCAUUUCAAAUCAAUUGGUUAAACAUUUUUACUUAUUGCUGAUAAAUAGCAAUCAUGGCAAUUGUUAUUAUGGUUUUUAUCAGCAACCUUCAUAUAUUCUUUGUUUGCAAUCUAAAUGAUGGGGCAAAAGAAUGGUUGUAGCAAGAAAACUUAGCGGUAAUUCAUCUUCUGAGUCUUAAGGCCCAUCUACACGAUACGAUUAGUUGUAUAUGAUUCUUAAUAUCCUGGCGUAUGUACUGUAUUCAAAUAAAUGCAUGUAAAAAGGUCACAUUUCAAACUUCAUUUUCCCACGCCAGAAUACGAAUCGUAUACCACGUAGUUGUGUCGAUCGUGUGUGGGGGUAAUACGCCAGUUUAUGGAGUACUUGACCAGAUGUAUUUGCUCAGCUCUGUCGAAUUUCUAUACUUGCUUAUUAAUCUGAAUUUAGACUGUCUCUAAACUCAAAUUGUAUUUAUUUCUCAAAAUUUAACACAUCACUCAAAGAAUUAAAAACACUGUCACUCAUUUACAAAACAACUACUCUAGGUACAUUUGACAUAAACUUAUGAGUUGAGCACAUAAGUUGCACAUGCGAUGUGAAUUGUAACUUAUAAAUAUAUUGUAAUAUAUAUCAUUUAGUUGUAAAUAUAUUUUUCACAUUUAAUUAAUAUAUAGAUAUUUACAUAUAUCACACAAUAAAUG